Messenger RNA from Mugil cephalus (flathead mullet), 3435 nucleotides. It is a transcript of the gene gramd1c, whose product is annotated as GRAM domain containing 1c. Gene Ontology annotation, molecular function: sterol transfer activity; sterol binding. Lineage: Eukaryota; Metazoa; Chordata; Actinopteri; Mugiliformes; Mugilidae. Bases 439 to 2445 code for a protein of 668 amino acids. Gene Ontology annotation, cellular component: plasma membrane; endoplasmic reticulum-plasma membrane contact site; endoplasmic reticulum membrane. Gene Ontology annotation, biological process: intracellular sterol transport. The transcript is spliced from 19 exons. The record is from RefSeq and is a predicted model, not a curated record.
AGCCUUUAACUGGUCCUGUGGAGGCCAAUGAGCGUCAUCAGUGAGGUGACGACUCCCUUAAGGUAUGUUUCCGUGGUCGGAUGAGAUGCACCUGUAGCAAGGCGGGCGAACGGCGCGUUUAAAUCCGCUCCGCCGCUGCGUGGAACAAACGCUCCUUUCGUUGGAUUAAUUUAUUAAUUUAUUCAUUUUUUAACCUUGAGCCCAUCCACUAAACAGAAAUCCUGGGUCCGCACUGCGUCAGGCGAUACUAAAGUCACGAGUUCAACACGUCGUCUGGAAUGAUCACACAUCCUCGAUUUAGCUCUCCCGGCAAACCAGUUCUGUUGCAGACACAAUGACUUACCGUGUGGAGCUACUGGAUAGCCCUGUUUGAUGACUUUCACCGCAGGGCUUUAAAGAGCUCUACGAAAUUGGUCUCUUCCUACUUCUGCUCUUCCCAUGGACGCCAGUAAAGUAACCGAAGAGCAGAUGGACGAGGUAUCCAUCCCGUCAGUAGUGGGCAGUGAUGACAUAACAGAUGACACCACAUCAUUAGGUGAACAAAUGUGGAGCUCUAAUGAAGAAGAUAGCUCCGAUCCUCAGGGACAGUGUCUGGCGGCGCCUCAGACUCCUCUGCCCAACUACAAACAGAGGUUUGAGGAGUUUAAGAAGUUGUUCAAGGAGGUGCCUGAAACGGAGAUACUCCUAGUGGACUAUCCGUGCGCCCUCCAGAGGGACAUACUCCUUCAGGGACGCCUCUACCUCUCAGAAAACUGGGUGUGCUUCUACAGUAAUGUGUUUCGUGGAACGAAGAUCACACUGAAUCUCAAAGACAUCACAACCAUGACGAGGGAGAAAACGGCUCGGCUGAUCCCCAACGCCAUCCAGAUCUGCACAGCCGCAGAGAAGUUGUUCUUCACUUCCUUCUCGGCAAGAGAGAAAAGCUAUCAGGGCAUUUUCCGAAUGUGGCAAAACGUUCUGUUGGAGAAGCAUCUGACCUGUGCGGAGUUGUGGCAGAUGGUUAAGCAGCACUAUGGGCAUGAUCUGGGCCUGAACCAUGACGAGAUGGAGAGUUUACAAAUAUCAGCAGAAUCAAGCGCGCAGACCAGCCUGACGGCGAGGCCCGGCGGCGAUGAAGGUCUCGUGAGAAACGAGCGGCCUCACUCCCUUCGUUUACCCGGGAUGGAGAAUCGGCCCCUAGAGGCAUCCACACCUCAGGAGGAGGACUUACCUUCUCCUCUCAGCUCCCAGAACUCACCCAUUAUGGAUGACUCCCGCAUCACACUCUCCCAGCGGCGCAGUCCUGCUCCUUCUCUGGACCGCCUCGCCCCAGAACGGGUUUCCAAGCGCUCCUCUCUAUCUCUUGAUCUCAACGCCAACGAGAAUGGCGUGUCCGAGCAGAGCGGCUCUGAAAGCGUGGAGGAAGACGAGCGAGACAGUCCCUCCCAGGCGGCGGGUCGACUGUACCUCAACAAAGUUUUCCACAUCAGCGCCAGCAAAAUGUUCGAUCUGCUCUUCACGGACUCCGACUUCAUCCGCAGGUUUAUGAACAUCCGCAAGAUGACCAAUUCCAGCUUUACUCCAUGGCAGAAGGACGCCUCUGGAAACAGGAAGCGGAGUCUGAACUACACAAUAACCAUCACCAACCCUCUGAUUGGGAAGUUCUCCACCGCCACAGAGAACCAGACGCUGUACAAAGAAUCCAGGGAUGGCCAGUAUUACCUCGUGGACUCAGAGGUGUACACACACGACGUUCCCUAUCACGAUUACUUCUACACUCAAAACCGGUACUACAUCAUUAGUAACUCGAAGAAGAAGUGUCGACUCAGGGUGUACACCGACGUGAAGUACAAGAAGCAGCCGUGGGGACUGGUCAAGUCCUUCAUCACCAAAAACUCGUGGAGCGGCAUACAAGAUUAUUUCAGACAGCUGGAGGCAGAGCUGCUGGAGGAGGAAGCGGAGAUGAACCAAGGCGGGGGAGAGUCGGGUAAAAUGGGUGGCCUCCGGAGGCGGAGGCGAACUUACAGCCGGACUCUGCCGGAGCACAUCAAGCCCAGCAAGCAGUACGGCCAAGACCCUGAUCAGCACAGAGAUGGCAAAAUGGGCCCCGUAGAGAUGAAAGGCCCGUACGGGUGGACUAUUACUUCGAUAGUGGCUGCGAUGAGUGUGAUCUUGCUGAUUCUGACGAUGCUGAACCUGGGGCUGUUCUUCAAGCUGUGGGCCAUGGAGGACGUGGCGCACCGCAUGUACCUCAGCACAAAGCAUCGGAUGAGGGAGAGGAGCGAGGCCAGCUUGGCUGCUGAAUAUGGUCCGAAGCCGGGGCCGGGGUACGGAGCCAGAGAGGACCUGCACCUGCUAAAAACUGUGCUGCAGGACUCCAUUAACCUUUUAGAACAGCUCCGCAGCUCCCUGGUGUUGCUGCAGCAGAACUUUGCCAUGGCCAAUCGAACGGCGGCACCGCAGUGAUGCAACUCCCGGGCCCUGUGGAGUGGAAAAACGACUGAUCUGCCUCUCAGGAAGUCUGGUGCACACAGGAUGUUGCCAUGCGGACGUCCCCAGAACACUAACAUGCCCGUGUGUUGCCAGGGGUUAAGCCUCCUAAAGCCCACGGUGAGGCAUCAGGUGCUGGGGUGUUGUUUUUUUCUUUAAAACCGCAGACUGACUGCUGGGAGGACAGAGUUACAUCAGAGCUUAGAUUUCUGUUGGGUGCUAUCGUCAGCUCCCACAGCCGACUCCUUAUUCUUCUCACUCUUUUCUUAAAUUGAGGCAUUGGAUUUCAGCGACGUCUUUCCUGACCUUGCUUUAUUAUAGUUUAAUGAGCCCUGUGCCACGGGGGAUAUUGUAAAUACAUUUGCAGGAAUCAUUUAACAGUUUUGAGAAAGUGAAUCAAUAUUAUUUAAAACUUCUCAUUUGCACAUAUUUUAAUUUUUUUUUUUUUUUUGCACUUUUAUUUUAAUGGUAUUGUUUUCAAUAGGACCUUUUGAAUCAGUGAGUCACGUCCUCGCGCAUGUGUCUCUGGUGUGCAGAAGACAGUGAUGAGAUGUUUUGUAACAUAUUUUACCAAAUAAAUGUGUGUAAAUGAAGGAGGACAAGACAUGACGUGCUUGAUCUGUAUCCGCCGUAAAUGUAUCAUCAGGGAUUCACUAUUUCUUUUACACACUGAAACGUGUAAUCUGGUCUUUAAAAGUACAAUUGAUGUUGGUGAUGUUGUUUGAAUGAAGGUGUCGGGUCAAUGAGACUGUUUGAGUACUGUGAACUCAGUCUAUCAACACUAGAUACACAUUUUUUCUUCUUCUUUUUUUUCUAAAUUUGACGAGACUGUAGUCAAAUGUGUAAGUUUGUUAAGCUGCUGGUUCCUCACAUUCUGUACAUACAAAUUUUCAAGUAAGGGUUUAUUACUCAUUGUUUUGUACACAUGUUGUCAUGCACUGUUUUAAUAAAUGAAAAUUCUUCCUA